Molecule: messenger RNA, 2993 nt
Organism: Zingiber officinale
Lineage: Eukaryota; Viridiplantae; Streptophyta; Magnoliopsida; Zingiberales; Zingiberaceae
Product: putative leucine-rich repeat receptor-like protein kinase At2g19210
Exons: 13
Coding region: 50-2806 (918 amino acids)
Biological process (GO): protein phosphorylation
Molecular function (GO): protein binding; protein kinase activity; ATP binding
Source: RefSeq, a predicted model, not a curated record
AAAAAAUAUUCCAGCAGCUGAUCUUGUUAUCCGAAAUUAUCGAGGGAUCAUGAGUCGCCUUGGAUCGCCUGCGGUGGCAGUUUGGUGUUUCUUCCUCGUAGUGUUCAGCGCCGCCGACGAAGCUGGAGCUCACCAUGUAGGCGAAGAGCCCGACGCCGAUGAUUUCACCAGCAUCAACUGCGGAAACACUGACGAAACUAUCUACACCGACGAGGCCACCGGCAUCAACUACACCUCCGAUAGCUCUUACAUCACCACCGGCGAUGCCCGUUCAAUUUCCCCCAGCCUCCUCGCCGCCACCCCGAAGUAUCUUCAAACUCUGCGAAGCUUCCCCAAUUCCACGGCGCCGCCUCGCAACUGCUACUCCCUGCAGGCCGUAAAGAUACAGGAGUACCUGAUACGGGUCACCUUCAUGCACGGCGACUACGAUGGGAGCUUCGCCGCUGGAGGAGGCGGGCUGCUGUUUGACCUCUACGUCGACGUCAACCUCUGCAGGACGGUGAACGUGACGGAGGCGUCGAGGGCGUACGUGGUGGAGGUGGUGGCCGUGGCCGUGGCAGGUAAUAUAUCGGUGUGCUUGGUCGACAAGGGGUCGGGGACCCCGUUCGUGUCGGCGGUGGAGCUCCGGCCGGUGCCGGAUACGGUGAUGCAUUCGUGGUUCAACCAGACCCAAAAUCUUAUUCUGUUUCUGAGGGUCGAUUUGGGGACGACGACAGAUAAGGUCUUAAGGUACCCCGAUGACCGCAUCGACCGGCUUUGGGACCCCUACAGCACAUGGGCCCACUCGCUUAAUUUCCGGCCCGCCAAUUUAAACCUUAUCGCCGUCACCCAGACCGUCGAUAGCGACGAAGACUUCAAGGAGCCGUCGACGGUGAUGCAGACGGCGGUGGCGCCGGCCAACUCAUCCAUCUUGGAGUUCUCCUGGGACUUCGCCAGCUCCGGCGCUACCGACAACGCGUUCUACGCCUUCCUCCACUUUGCCGAGCUCCAGAACACCUCCAGAUCGUUCAACAUCUACCUCAACGGUGAUAUCCUACAGGCCAACUUCACCCCGAGCCCCCUGAAAGCAACCUACUUCCCCAAUGAUGUCCCCUUGGUGCAGAGUCCCCGGUACCAAUGGACUCUCAACUCCACGGGCUUGUCUAACCUUCCGCCAAUCCUCAACGCGCUCGAGGUCUACACGCCGCUGCAUCUCACCAACACGCCGACUGACGAUCGAGAUGCUGCUGCCAUUGUGCUAAUCAGGAGCGAUUACAAUGUGAAAAGAAACUGGAUGGGAGAUGCAUGUAUUCCAGUUCAAUAUGCUUGGGAAGGCUUGAAUUGCACCAACCGUGAGGAAUCAGCAAGGAUCGUCGGCAUAAAUUUGUCGUCCAGUGAAUUAACUGGCUUCAUAUCAUCUUCUUUUGCAUCGCUCUUUGCGAUGGAAUCCCUCGACUUGUCUGGCAACAAACUAACAGGAUCGAUACCUGAAGAACUAGGCAAUUUGCCGUCACUCAGAUACUUAAAUGUGUCAGGAAACAGUCUAAGUGGAGACAUUCCUGCUGCUUUGCAGCAAAAAAGAAAAGAAGGGCGGCUUAUUUUUGAAUUUGAAGGCAAUCCUGAUCUUUGUACUAAUGUAACUCAAUGUGAGGGAAGCAGAAAAACAAAGAAGCUCACAAUGCCAAUUAUUGUGGUUUUAUGUUUAGUUUCUUUUCUGCUGAUAUUUGUGGUCAUAUUCAUGGUGUGGAGACUCAGAAAGUCAGAAGGUAACUUCUCAAGAUUGUUAAAGGGACGCCGAGAUAAUCCAUUGCAACUUGAAAACCGAGAGUUUACUUACAGUGAGUUAGAGAGAAUAACUGACAACUUUAAGAAUAGCAUUGGCAAGGGAGCAUUUGGUACAGUCUACUAUGGUUUGUUGGAAGAUGGUACUCAAGUUGCAGUCAAACUGCGCUCUCAAUCAUCAUCACAGGGCACUAAAGAGUUUCUAGCCGAGGCUCUAAACUUGAUAAGGAUCCAUCACAAGAACCUUCUCACUUUGGUUGGCUACUGUAUGGAUGGAGAUCAUUUGGCGCUUGUCUAUGAAUAUAUGUCUCAGGGGACCUUACAUGAUCAUCUAAGAGAUAAAACCGGGCGAAACACUUCUUUGAGUUGGAGACAGCGACUUCAGAUUGCUGUUGAAGCUGCACAAGGUCUGGAUUAUUUACACAAGGGUUGCAAACCGCCGCUAGUCCAUAGAGAUGUGAAGACCACAAAUAUCCUAUUAAGUGAAACUUUUGAAGCCAAGAUAGCAGAUUUUGGUUUGUCCAAGGCUUACCAAAAUGACGGCGAUAGCCAUGUGUCGACAAAUGUGGUUGGAACGCCAGGUUACCUUGAUCCAGAAUAUUACUUGAGUUACCAACUCAGUGAAAAGAGCGACGUGUAUAGCUUCGGGGUGGUUCUACUGGAGCUUAUCACCGGCCAGCCUCCUGUUAUAAAAGUUCCUCACAACACUACUUUGAUCCAGUGGGUUCAGCAACGGCUUGCAACAGGGAAUAUUGAGGAUGUUGUUGAUGCAAACCUGGGAAGUCAGUACGAUGUCAAUUCGAUCUGGAAGGCUGCUGAUGUCGCACUUAGAUGCACCUCACAAACAUCACACCAAAGGCCGUCUAUGGCUGAGGUAGUGUUGGAGCUGAAGGAAAGUCUGUCGCUCGAGGCUGGUCCAAAGGCACCCACGUUAAACCCGGAUCUAAGUGGCAAGAGGCUAGACACUGGAACUCUUGGAAUGAGCCAAACAAGUGCACAUGAUGAUAUCGAAUAUUUUCCUGGGAUUUCUCCGGCAGCAAGAUAGUGUCACAACUAUUCAAUACCUCGUGUCCCUUCGGAGACAGACGACUUUAUCCAAAACUGAUAUAUUAGAAGAAAGAUCAGCAUGUAAAAAUUGUAAAAUUAUGAAAGUUAAUUAUGUAUGUUGUUUCUUUUUGAACUUUGAAGAAACUGUUUUUUGGAUUAUUAAUGUUUCCAAUUUGUAGUGUUGA